Tetrahymena thermophila SB210 is the source of this 1380-nucleotide messenger RNA. Its product is annotated as cyclic nucleotide-binding domain protein. The record is from RefSeq and is a predicted model, not a curated record. Gene Ontology annotation, molecular function: phosphatidylinositol binding. Gene Ontology annotation, cellular component: endosome. Lineage: Eukaryota; Ciliophora; Oligohymenophorea; Hymenostomatida; Tetrahymenidae. The transcript is spliced from 7 exons.
AUGCAAUAGAUUGGAAAUAGUUUAUCGGAUUCAAAUGAUGAUUAUGAUAUUGUUUAAACAGAAGAAGAGUAAACAGACGAAUAUUUAAAAGAGCAGCAAAUAAAGCAGCAGUAAUAGUAAUUACUGAAUCAGUAACAAAAGUCAUAGAAGAUUAAAAUUUAAUAGCAAUCAGAAUAAGAUGAUAAAAAAAAUGAUGAAAAGCAUUUAAAAGCUUUGAAAUUAUAAGUUAACUAGUUAAUGAUAGAAAGAGAAGUUGAUGUAGCUGAUGGAGAUAUUCAAAGAGAUUUCUAUAUAUUAGAAAGUCAUACUUAUUUAGUAACAAGCAAGAGCAAAGACGAAAAAACAAUAGUUAGUCGUAGAUUUAGUGAUUUUGAAUGGCUUCACGAGGAAUUGCUUUACAAUUUUCCUGGGUAUUUUUUACCUGCGCUUCCAUAAAAAGGAAUUUUUUCAAAAAUAGAUCCAAAAAUUGAGUUUUUAAAUCAAAUAAAGAGCGAAUUAAUGUAAGAAAGAAGAUAAUUGCUCACUCUAUAUUUAAAAUAGCUGCUAAAUCACAAAGAGCUGAGAUUUUCAAAGUAACUAUACAUAUUUUUAAUGAACAACGAGGAGACUUUUGAAUAGGAAAAGAAUCUUUCUAUGGGAAUAAGAUAGCAAAAGGAAAAGAAAAAAGAAGGCUUUAUUUCUAAUAUCGUAAACUUAGGAUUUAGCUUAUUUAAUAAAGCAAUAGGAUCCCAAAAAAUAGAAGCCAAAAUUCCUGAUGAAUUUUAUCAAGAGUUUCAAAAUUACCUCACCUAUUACUAAAACAAUUACAACAAGCUAAAAGAAAUUUCAGACAGCAUAAAUUAAAUUAUAGAAAACAAAAAAAGAUAAGCAGAAAACAUGGCAUCUCUAUCCUCAAUAUUUUCAGAGCUAAAAAAGUUAGAUGAAAUUCCUGAGAAUUUAGAUAAAAAAGUACAUUUAUAGGGAAUUAGAGAAUCUCAGCAUGCCAGAGAGUUUUCCUAAAAAUUCUACUUUCCUCUUCAAUAAUUAGUCGGACAGCUGCAAUUAUGUGUUUAAAUUAUUCAGUCAAGAGAUGAAAUUUUAAAAAAAAUAUAUGAACUUAAAAAAGAAUUAGGCUAACACUAAAAUUCUCUCAACUAAAGUGAAAUAGAGGAGUGCAAAGAAUAAAUUAAAUUAGAAGAAAAGAGACUUAAGUUCUUUUAUGCUAAUUUCAACCAUAAUCAGAAUUAUUUUUAUAAGAAUUUCAAUGAGAAAUUAGAAUAACUAACUAUUAUCUUAAAGAGUGAUCUAUAAGAAUAAAAUAAAGAGAUCCUAACUUUGUGGAGCCUCAGUACCUCAAAUAUUUUUAAAUAAAAUGACAAACCUUAAGAAAAAUAAGAAUGA